AUGCAGUCGUUCAUUCAGUAUCGCAAGUUCAGACAUGCCGUCGAGGCACAGCUCGAGCGCAAACGUAGACUUGCAGAUGAGUCCGCCGAGAAGUCCAGCCCGCAACCCGGCCAGACUUAUACACCAGAGCCCAAUGGGAGAGAAAAGGACGUGGAGAAAGGAGACGCCGAGUUUGAGGGCGAUCCAUCAUCGCCACAUCCACAUGAGCACCUACACGCCCCGUAUGGCGUGCGACCCGGCGAGGUAGCCGCCAUACGCAGAAGCAGUGUCCCGCGAGAAGCCGAGGAGACAAUGGUGGCCACCAACCGGCCGCAGGGCGAAGUUGAGCCGCCCUACAGACCGGGGGGCUCCUCCAACGACGACGAGGGGGAAGACGACGAUAACGACGACGACGAGCUCAUGCGCCAGCGCAGCUCGCUCGCCGCCACCCUCUCGCCCCAGGCGUCGGGCAACACGCGGCUCGGGCGCAUGCUGACGGGCGUCAACAUCCGGCGGCGCAGCACGCGGGAGGGCGGGGACGGCGACGUCUUCGUCGUGGGGUACGAGGGCGCCGACGACCCGCUGGACCCGCACAACUGGGGGUUCGGCACCCGCGUCCGGUGCACCUUGAUCAUCGCGGCCAUCGGGUGCGUCGUCGGCAUCGCCAGCGCCAUCGACAGCAGCGUGGUGCGGCGGGUCGCCGCCGAGUUCGGCGUCGGCGAGGUCGCGGCCAGCCUCGGCACGGGGCUGUUCCUCAUCGGCUUCGGCGCCGGGGCGCUGUUCGCCGGGCCGAUAUCUGAGACGGUAGGGCGGAACCCUGUAUAUAUAGUGACACUGAUCCUAUAUAUGAUCUUCAUCAUGGCCGCUGGCCUCGCACCAAACUUUGGCGCCUGGCUCGCCUUCCGCUUCAUCGCGGGCGUCUUCGGGUCGACACCCCUGACCUGCGCCGGGGGCAGCAUCUCGGACCUCUGGCGGCCGAUGGAGCGCGUGUGGACGUUCCCCAUCUUCGCCAACGCGGCGUUCACGGGCCCGCUGCUGGGGCCGGUGGCGGGCGGCUGGAUCGCGCAGUCGCGCACGCUGUCGUGGCGCUGGACCGAGUGGGUCACGCUGCUGGUCUCUGGCGUCGUGCUCGGCCUCGUCGUGCUGCUGCAGCCCGAGACGUACCCGCCGACGCUGCUCAAGUGGAAGGCGGCGCACCUGCGCGCCCUCACCGGCGACCACCGGUACCGGGCCGAGCUCGAGAUCCGCCGCGAGUCCUUCGUCCACCGCCUGCAGCGCGCCCUCUGGAGGCCGUUCCUGCUCACGACCCGCGAGCCCAUCAUCGUCCUCAUCUCGCUGUACCUCACCGUGGUGUACAUCGUGCUCUUCGGCUUCCUUGACGGGUACGACUACAUCUUCGGGCAGACCUAUGGCGAGAGCCCGGGCAUCACGGGGAUAUGCUUCCUGGGGAUUAUCGUCGGUCUCUUUGGCGCCUCUGCUCUGGUCCCAGUCAUCUAUAAGUGGGCUAAGCAUGAUUUGCAAAAGAUACAGGAGCAAGGCGGCGAUAAACUGCCGCCCGAGUUCCGGCUGUGGUUUAGUAUGCUGGGCGGCGCUUUCGCCAUCCCUAUCUCAUUGUUCUGGAUGGGCUGGACGGCGAGGCCCGACAUUUCGAUCUGGAGUCCUCUGGCUGCCAGUGUCUUGUUCGGUUAUGGAAUCCUCUGUGUCUUUAUUUCAUGCUACCAGUACAUCAUCGAUUCAUACGAGACGUAUUCGGCCAGUGCGUUGGCCAGUAUCACUCUGAUUCGGUAUGUGGCUAGUGGCGGCAUGGUUGUGGCCAGCAUUCCUUUCUAUCAGAAUAUGGGCGUCGCCUACACAUGUACGAUCCUGGGGUGCAUAAGCGCUGCUAUGGUGCCUGUGCCAUAUAUUUUCUACAGAUAUGGACCGUGGAUCCGAAGACACAGCAAGUACGCAAUCACUCGUACGAGCAAAGCAUGA
Neoarthrinium moseri is the source of this 1953-nucleotide messenger RNA. RefSeq lists its product as uncharacterized. The record is from RefSeq and is a predicted model, not a curated record. Gene Ontology annotation, molecular function: transmembrane transporter activity. The transcript has 5 exons. The coding region runs from base 1 to 1953 and encodes 650 amino acids. Gene Ontology annotation, biological process: transmembrane transport. NCBI's taxonomy places the organism in Eukaryota, Fungi, Ascomycota, Sordariomycetes, Amphisphaeriales, Apiosporaceae.